Eufriesea mexicana is the source of this 1588-nucleotide messenger RNA. RefSeq names its product ubiquitin specific protease 14 (gene Usp14). Lineage: Eukaryota; Metazoa; Arthropoda; Insecta; Hymenoptera; Apidae. Gene Ontology annotation, biological process: proteasome-mediated ubiquitin-dependent protein catabolic process; regulation of proteasomal protein catabolic process; protein deubiquitination. The record is from RefSeq and is a predicted model, not a curated record. Gene Ontology annotation, molecular function: proteasome binding; cysteine-type deubiquitinase activity; protein binding. The coding region runs from base 1 to 1494 and encodes 497 amino acids. The transcript is spliced from 6 exons.
AUGCCUCAGUACUCGAUUAAAGUAAAAUGGGGAAAAGAACUCUUUCCUAAUGUAGAAGUUAAUACAGAUGAAGAACCAAUAUUGUUCAAAGCACAACUUUUUGCAUUGACAGGAGUGCAGCCAGAGAGGCAAAAAGUUAUGUUAAAAGGAAUGACGCUAAAGGAUGAUAAUUGGGGAAAUAUCAAGUUAAAAAAUGGUAUUACUGUAUUAAUGAUGGGUUCUAAAGAAGAAGAUGUGCCAGCAGAGCCCACUGAAAAACCAUUAUUCUUAGAAGAUAUGAAUGAAUCUGCAUUAGCUACAGCUUUAGAUUUACCAGCUGGUUUGACAAAUUUAGGAAAUACUUGUUAUCUUAAUGCAACUGUACAAUGCCUAAAAACUGUCCCUGAGUUGAGAGAUGCUUUAAAGAAUUUUUCAGGGGGACUUGCAACUGCUGGUAGCUUGUCUCUUGUAUCUGCACACAGUAUAACUGCUGCGUUAAGAGAUUUAUAUGACAGUAUGGAUAAAGGAUCAUCUUUGCCACCUGUCGUCCUUGUUCAAAUGAUGCAUUUAGCAUUUCCAAGAUUUGCUGAAAAAUCUGAUCAUGGUGGAUUUCAGCAACAAGAUGCUAAUGAAUGUUGGACUGAACUUAUUAGAAUGUUACAACAAAAAUUACCAGCAAAGGAAAAUCCUGUUACCUCAGAAAAUAAUGGACAAAGUUACAAACCCCGAUCAUUAAUUGAACAAUAUUUUGGAGGAACAUUUGAUACUGAGUUAAAAUGUAUGGAAUCUGAGGAUGAAUCUCCAACUAAAGGAAAAGAAGAGUUUUUACAAUUGAGUUGUUUUAUUUCAACAGAAGUUAAGUACAUGCAUUCUGGACUUAGAAAUAAAAUGCAGGAACAAAUUACAAAAAUGUCACCAACUCUUGGCAGAGAUGCAUUGUAUACAAGAACGUCAAAAAUUAGCAGAUUACCAGCAUAUUUAACAAUCCAAUUUGUACGUUUUUAUUAUAAAGAGAAAGAAGCAAUCAAUGCAAAAAUUCUCAAAGAUGUUAAGUUUCCUCUUGAAUUUGAUGUUUUUGAAUUAUGUAGUAGUGAACUUCAAAGUAAACUUACACCAAUGCGAGAAAAAUUUAAAGAAUAUGAAGAUCGUUUAGUAGAAGAAUCACGUAAUAUAAAAGAAAGAAAGGAAAAAACAGAAAGUAAAAAGAAAGUCAAGCAAGAACCUUUUUGGUUUCCAGAUGAUAUAGGAUCAAACAACAGUGGUUAUUAUUCAUUACAAGCAGUUCUAACACAUAGAGGACGAUCAAGUAGUAGUGGUCAUUAUGUAGCUUGGGUUAGACAAAAGAGUGAUACAUGGUUAAAAUGUGAUGAUGAAAAUGUCAGCGCAGUAACUAGUGAAGAUGUAUUAAAACUUAGCGGCGGUGGUGAUUGGCAUUGCGCAUAUGUUCUUUUAUAUGGCCCAAAAAUUUUAGAAGUACCUGAUACAGAUGAUACUGAGGAUUCAAGUACUAAGUAAUUCUUAUGUAAUCUACAAAUUUCCAUAAAGACUAAAACAACUGGAAUAAAACUUCCAUCUUGCAUCUGUUAGACAAGUGCAUUUUUUUUUUAUA